Messenger RNA from Caenorhabditis briggsae, 1077 nucleotides. Gene Ontology annotation, molecular function: chondroitin 4-sulfotransferase activity. Gene Ontology annotation, biological process: positive regulation of response to oxidative stress. Gene Ontology annotation, cellular component: membrane. Lineage: Eukaryota; Metazoa; Nematoda; Chromadorea; Rhabditida; Rhabditidae. The coding region runs from base 1 to 1077 and encodes 358 amino acids. The transcript has 7 exons. The record is from RefSeq and is a predicted model, not a curated record.
AUGUCCUCAGCCAAAUCAGACUCAUCGGAAAGAGUUGAAAUCGACGGUAUGUAUAUUUUGAAAGUAGCAUUGAUCCCAUUAACAUUGGCUGCGAGUAUUUUAUUUCUGUAUUUGUAUGUGAAACCGAUCGAGCAACAGAGUGCAACAAUGUUGGUAGCACCGAAAUCUCGUGAUAUGAGGGCAGAGCAGAUUAGGAUGUUUGCCCUGAAUGAAAUUGUGAAAGCCAAUUCUCAUGAUCUCCCACCAAGAAGUCGGAACAUAUCCGCCAAGGCCCUUUGCAAGCAGAAAUUAGCCUGUGCACCAUUCAACCGUAGAUAUGAGACAAUGAUUAGAGUUGCCCCACAAUACAAAAUGGUGAACUGUGUCGUACAGAAAUCCAUGUCUACAAUGAUGACUGGUGCAAUGUGUUACCUGUACAAUGAAACCCAGUAUGAAAAAUCCGGUAGAAGUUUCGAUGAUGAGUUUAGCGGAAGACUAUGCAAAAACCAAAACGAGUUCUCCAGUGUGAACUCGGUACGCGACGCAUUCAACAUUUCGUAUGUGAAACAUGACUGGACAUUUUCAAUGGUAACUCGAAAUCCAAUCGAUCGAUUUGUUUCUGGUUAUGUAGAUCGAUGUGUUAGACUUGCAUUGAAGAAUGAAACACAAUGCAAUGGAUGUGGGUUGAACAUGACCUGUUUCAUAGAAACCGAGUAUAAGCGGCUCAUGGAGAUUUCGUACAAACGGAAAACGCAUAGAACAAUGGAAGACGCUCAUUUCUUCCCACAAGUUUGGCACUGCGGCCUAAAUGAGGAAUUUGAAUUUUUCGAGUUUAUCCAAUACUCUGGAAACGCAGAGGACAAAAUGGUCCCACAGCUUCAAGACCUCUUAGAAAGACAAAACGUUCCGGAAAAAUCUAUCGAGUUCAUCAAAAACGAGCUUAUCUACAAAAAAUCAAGUCAUUCAACAACGGGUACACCUGCUAAACGCUUCUAUUACUCUAGACUCAUGAAAUCCCCAUACCUGCUUGAAUUCAUCGUCAAAAUGUUUUACUACGAUUUUCUCCGCUUUCAUUAUGAGCUGCCACCAGGAUUCUGA